Molecule: messenger RNA, 1224 nt
Organism: Pecten maximus
Lineage: Eukaryota; Metazoa; Mollusca; Bivalvia; Pectinida; Pectinidae
Product: cartilage matrix protein-like
Exons: 5
Coding region: 1-1224 (407 amino acids)
Source: RefSeq, a predicted model, not a curated record
AUGAGAUUGGUGCAGCUGAAAGGAAAGGUUGAUGGCGGUUGGUCGAAAUGGGGAUUCUGGAGUCCCUGUACAAAGACAUGUGCAGGCGGCACACAUUAUCAAGAGAGAACCUGUUCUGACCCGCCCCCAGCAAAUGGCGGGAAACAGUGUACUGGUCCACAGCGUCAGACAGGCACGUGUAACACACAUGCGUGUCCUACAACACCACCCCCGACAACCACUACUACAGCAUUGACCACACCCACCCCAACGACGCCAUCACCAGGUUGUGGCGUUGUGCCAGCAGAUAUUGUCUUCAUCCUUGACUCGUCAGGGAGCGUUGGAUCAGCAAACUACCAGAAAAUGUUACAAUUCGUUCAAAACAUGGUCCAAGGAUUUACCAUUGGCCCGAAUGAGACAGAGAUUGCAGUCGUUACUUUCAGUAACAAACCGAAACUUGAGUUUCACUUGAAUAAAUACCACGACAAGCAGUCAAUUGUAAACGCUAUAUCCAAUAUCGGAUAUGUAGCCGGAGGAACGAAUACUGCUGACGCGCUGAAGUACGCUAGAGAGACCAGUUUUACCACUGCUAACGGAAAAAGACCAAACGCCGCCCAAAUUGCAAUUGUUAUUACAGAUGGUAUGUCUAACAGUGCUGGAGCCACAGCCACCGAGGCCGCGCAGCUUAGGGGUGAUGGAAUAACAGUUUUCUCCGUCGGCGUCGGCUCAGGACCAAAAACAACCGAGCUGAAUGCCAUGGCAACUGAUCCUGAUAACCAGCAUGUCUUUGUCGUCAAUAACUUUGAUGCUUUGACACAAAUUAAAGGGACACUUGCUCAAAAGGCCUGUGAAGUGUGUGGAGCCCAGGCUGAUAUCGUGUUCUUGUUGGAUUCGUCCGGCAGUGUGGGAAGAGCCAACUUCAACAAAAUGUUAAAAUUCGUCACAAGUGUGUCAAAUAGUUUCAAGAUCGGGCCACACGAUGUUCAAAUAGGCGUGGAUACCUUCCAAACUUCACACAAGACUGAAUUUACACUGAACGCACAUCUACAAAAGGCUGAUCUCGUUACGGCAGUGAACAGCAUUGCCUAUCAUAGCGGUUCAACUCAUACCGGAGAAGCUAUCCAAUAUCUUCAUAAUACCAGCUUCACGACAGCGGCAGGCCAUCGACCCAACGUUCCGAAAAUCGCCAUUGUGGUGACAGACGGAAACUCGAACAACAGGCAACUGACCGCAGCAGCAAGCUGA